Messenger RNA from Aspergillus aculeatus ATCC 16872, 2181 nucleotides. Its product is annotated as MDR family MFS transporter. Gene Ontology annotation, biological process: transmembrane transport. Bases 193 to 1863 code for a protein of 556 amino acids. NCBI's taxonomy places the organism in Eukaryota, Fungi, Ascomycota, Eurotiomycetes, Eurotiales, Aspergillaceae. The record is from RefSeq and is a predicted model, not a curated record. Gene Ontology annotation, molecular function: transmembrane transporter activity. The transcript is spliced from 2 exons.
UGUUCUUGCUGCCGGCUGGGCGUUGAUUACUUUCGGUUGACCCCAACGUGAUUGUUUCUUGUAUCCACCACAGUCCUAAUUUCUUGCCAAUAGAGUCUGUAGAUGCGUCGGGAGUAGCCACAGCUCAGCAAGAGAAUCGAGUCAACUAUUACCUCUACCUUCAUCGCAUCCGCUCACCUCUCCAAUAUAGCAAUGACUAGCAAAGAUGUCCCCGCCUGCGACCAGGCGGAGGACUUCAAGGACACCGCAGAGGUCGAGGUGUCGCAGGAGAGCAAGGUGGAGAGAAGCCCCUCGAGUCUCAAGGAGUCGGCCGACUCGCCUGAGCCCGAAUAUCCUGGGCCUGUACAGGUCGCCCUCAUCAUGAUCUGUAUCCUGUGUGCCAUCUUUAUCAUGUCGCUGGACCGCACGAUCAUUGCAACCGCGAUUCCUCAGAUCACCAACGAGUUCAACAGCCUGGGCGAUAUCGGGUGGUAUGGCAGUGCGUUCAUGGUAACCGCAUGCUGCUUCCAGCUCCUGUGGGGCAAGGUGUACGGCUUCUACCCGGCCAAGUACGUCUUCCUGGCGCUGGUCUUUCUCUUUGAAAUCGGGUCGUUGAUCUGCGCCACGGCACCCAACUCACUCGCCUUUAUUCUGGGGCGAGCGAUCGCCGGCAUGGGGAGUGCGGGUAUCAUGUCCGGGGCUAUCGUGCUUAUGAUGUCGGCGGUGCCACUGCACAAGCGGCCACUGUAUAACGGCUUCUUCAGCGCAGUACUGGGCACCUCUUCCGUGGUGGGCCCCCUGCUGGGAGGCGCCUUUACCAGCGAGGUCAACUGGCGCUGGUGUUUCUACAUCAACCUGCCGAUCGGGGGUGCCGCCAUGUUGGUCAUCUUUCUGGCGCUGAAGCCCACACCCGCGAUGCACCCGGGGCUGACGCUUCGGCAGAAGCUGGCCAGGCUCGACCUUCUCGGCGAGCUCUUUCUCUUCUCCGCGUUGAUAUGCCUCUUGCUAGCCCUGCAGUGGGGUGGCAGCAAGUACGCCUGGAGCAAUUGGCGCGUUAUCCUGCUGUUCGUGAUGUUUGGCCUCUGCCUGAUAAUCUGGGUGAUGGUCGAGGUGUACACCCCGGCGACGGCGACGAUUCAGCCGCGGGUGAUUGGGAACCGCAGCGUCGUGGCGGCGAUGUGGUUUAUGUUCUGUCUGGCAUCGACGAUGUUGAUGCUGCUCUACUACCUUCCCAUCUGGCUGCAGGCGAUCAAGGACCGCACCGCUGUGCAGUCCGGCAUCGACACCCUGCCGCUGGUGCUCUCGCUGGUCGCCGGCAGCACGUUGUCCGGCCAGCUGGUGGGCCGGCUGGGAUACUACACCCCGUUCACCAUUGCCUCCUCGUGUCUGAUGCCCCUAGGCGCUGGGCUGAUUUCCACGUGGCACGUUGACACGAGCGCCGGCAUGUGGAUUGGCUACCAGAUUAUCCUGGGCUUCGGGAUCGGGUUAGGCAUGCAGCACGCCGCCAUCGCCGUUCAGACCGUCCUCCAGCCCCGCGACAUCCCCGUCGGCGUCUCCCUUGUCUUCUUCUGCCAGCAGCUGGGCGGUACCAUCUUCGUCUCCGUGGGCGAGAACGUUUUUGACCAUAAGUUGAUUGCCGGCCUGACCCACGUCCUCGACGACCUCGACCCCGAAACCAUUAUCAACACCGGCGCCACCGAUCUGCGCAGCAUUGUUCCGACCAAAGACUUGCAUGCCGUCCUGGUGGAGUAUAACACCGCUCUGCGCUGGGUGUUCAUCGUCGGCACCAUCAUGGCCGCACUCUCCGCCUUGGGCGCAUGUGCACUCGAGUGGAAAAGCGUCAAGGGGAAGCAAGGCGGGCCUGGUGACGAGGAGGAUGAGUAGUAGUAGCGGCCCACUCAGUCCACUCGGGGUCCGGGAGGAGGAAAGAGUGUUCUGGAGGUAUUGCUUAUGUUAUAUUGAGGGGUGAAGAGAGUUGAGGUGUUGGGGCAGAGGACGUGAUUCUUUGAGGAAGUGGGAGAAGCAAACAGCUAACGCUAACCGAAGCAUGACUUGUUCCUACGCUUGGACCUGAACGAUCUUUUUUUCCAUAACUAUAUGUAUAUGAGUAUAUAUACAUAGCUAGAUAUCAACACCCUUGCCUUCUGGCGACAAUCUCAAUUUGGAGAAAAGAAUCGGUAAUUAUUACUGACCCUAUGUCUC